GCGAGCGUGGCGCUAUUUGUGCGUCCCUCGGACAGCGAUGUACUGGAGCCACCCCCGCAGCGGCUGGAGACUCUGCGCCAACAAAAACAAACGCUACAUCAAGAAAAAGAAACCUUUCCUUAAGAGACCGGUCUAGUCGCCGGCAUCUGUGGAACACACACUGUUCGAAGAUCGAAGAAUCUACGGAGCGGCUGUAACUUUCCACGCGAGUGUCUCGCGCGGCGCGGCGCGGCGGUGCGCCACUCGGGACGCGCGCUCGACGCGGGAACGCGCAAUCAUAAUCCAAUUAUUAGUGGAGUUUGCUAGCAUUAGCCUCGCGUAUCGCAUUCAGCCGCCGACGGCCGACAUGCGCGGGAGUACAGCGGGCCUGGCCGACACGCUGGCGGGGGGCGGGCGCGCGCGCGCCGCCGCGCUGCAGCUGGCCGACGUGCUGUUUGCCAGCCUGGUGGUGGCGCCGGCCGUGGUGGCCUACUGGAAGAGCACGUGGACGCUGAUGGACCUGUACGUGCUGCCGGAGCACGCGGUGUGGAGCGCGGGCGCGUGCGCGGCGGCGGGGCUGGCGGUGGAGGUGGCCACGUGCGCGGCGCAGGGCUGGCUGGCGCGGCGGCUGCGGCCGGAGCUGGGCGCGUGGUACUACGUGCUGUCGCGGGUGUACACGCUGGCGGCGGGCGCGGCGUGCGUGGGCGCGUGGCGCGGCGUGUGGAACCUGCUGAACGAGUGCACGGGGUCGAGCGCGCGCACGCUGUGGUCCACGACGUGCGCGGCGGCGCUGUCCCUGGCGGCGCUGCGCGCGCUGCGCAACAUCUGCGCCGCGCCCUUCGCCGUCGCCAUCGACUCGCCGCAGGACUACUUCGACGUGCCCACCAUGUUCAGAACGAGCAGCCGUGACCUGGCUCAAUACGCGCUGGACUGCAUCUUCUCGGUGGCGGUGGUGGGGUCGCUGGUGGUGUUCGUGUGGCGCGGCUCCUGGGCGCUGCUCGACAUCUACCUGUUCCCGGACGACCUCGCCAAGUCCUACUGGACCUCGCUCAUCGGCGGCUACGUGCUAGUAGCAAUCACCUUCCUACUCCAAGCUCCGCUGCGCUGGGCGGCGGCGCGGCUGCACGGGGCGGCGCGGCUGCUGCUGGCGGACCUCUACCACCUGCUGUCCUUCCUCGCCACCGUCAACGUGUGGCGCAGCGUGUGGGGGCUGCUCGACCUCUAUCUGUAUCCUGAGACCCCGCGGCUGAGCAACUGGCUGACGCACAUCGGCAGCAUGGGCCUGCUGAUGGCGUUGAACUGCUCCAACUCGACCCUCGUGCGGGGAGUCUACAUCGACGCGGAGGAGCCGGCGGGCGAGUGCGUGGUGUUCCCGUGCCACUACCUGCGCCUGUUCUUCCACAAGGAGCGCACCAAGAGACGACACAAGCGAGCCCUCGCCGCCGCCGCCGCCGCCGCCGCAAAACAACCCGAAGACGCCUCGCUCACCCCACUACAACUGCCCGUCAUAGAGGAAAAAGUAUAACAUAAAAUCUUGGCUGUGUUGUGAGCAUUCCAUUUUGUACGUUCAAUGUUUUGCCGAUAUGAUAGCUACCAGUGACGCCGGCAGGAGUCAGACUUUAGUGAUAAGUUCGCUGUGAAGAAUACAAUUUUGAAUGUAGAUAUUUAAGUAAAUGGAUAGUGUGCCUUUAUUGAUGAUACGAGUAAUGUAUGUGUAUGCGUAAGCAUAAGUGAUUUGUGCAAAUACCUACCGUGAUAGAACUGGAAUGUAUAUUUUUGGAACUUAUGAUUUUCAUACCGAUUUGAAUUCGUUCGUAUAACAGUCAUUCGCCUUGUGUCUUUAUUAGAAAUAUUGCUGUAAUAAACUGGUGAUCUACUCGUAUACGCAUAAGUAAGCGAACGAACGCUUUACAUUGUUUUGAACAAACGCACUUGCUUGUAUAUAGGUACGAGUGUAUGAUCAAAAAUUGACUUGUGAAGUAAUUUUUAAUAUUUAUUCAGUAUUCAGAAAUGUAUCUACCUAUACAUGAUGAUCUGAUUAUUUUACUUCCUUACUGUAUCUGUAUGUAGAUACGACGACUCAUUUAUUUUGAUUUAAGUUUUUACUUACAGUUUUGAUUGUCAAUUGUUAGGUCCCAAAAGGUUUUCUACAUUUCAACACCCAAAUGUUCAUUUUUAACCUCUGUUAAUAUAAUAUGAAUAAUACUGCGGUAUGUAUAAAUAACAGUGGGUAUUAAAUUACCCAAACCCCCGAAACUACAUAGGAACUAAGAAAACAGUAUUAAAAAGAAACUAAAAUGAGACCACUUAUUUUUAAAUAUUAAGGAUAAGUAUACCAAUAAAAGUAGUAGUUUUAAGAAAAGAUUUAUAAAUAUAUAUAUCUGUAAGUAUAGCAUAAAAGAAGGUACGAUGAAGUUUUUAAAACUCAAUUUGAUAAAGCUAGAACGACGAAAAAGGGUUAAUUCCCGUCCAAAAAAUUUAAAUACCAUACUGACUGCAGAUCUAUGAUUCAUUGAUCCUAUGUAAAACCGUUAUUUAAAAAACUAAACACCUUAUAAUGUAUUUAAGUACAUUCCUGAUAGAUCCUUGAUGAUCCCUUUUGAUGUAUAUGAGAUGUUAAUGUUAUUCAAUAACUAGUCAUUUUGAGUAAAAACGAAAACUGUUAAAGUACCUUUUAAAUGUAUUUUAUAUAAAUUCUACUAUUGUAGAUACUGUUGUAAGCUGUUGUGAGAUUACCGUUGAAUAAAUUUACUUUAUUU
Molecule: messenger RNA, 2738 nt
Organism: Plutella xylostella (diamondback moth)
Lineage: Eukaryota; Metazoa; Arthropoda; Insecta; Lepidoptera; Plutellidae
Gene: fusl
Product: transmembrane protein fuseless
Biological process (GO): clustering of voltage-gated calcium channels; neuron-neuron synaptic transmission; neuromuscular synaptic transmission
Cellular component (GO): presynaptic membrane
Source: RefSeq, a predicted model, not a curated record